AUGGCGACCCGAACCUUGUCGAAGCGGAUGCAUGGAAGGGUUCCCGCUGCGGCUCUACACUACUCUCGACACUGGACAGGCUGGAGGAACAGGAAAUUGAGGGGCAACAUGCUGGUCGUGAAUGGAGUAUCUAUGUGUCAUGGUUUACCUCGUGAGCUACAUGACCAGACGGAACCAUCCUACCUUUUGAAGACGCCCGAUAUGUCACAUCUUCUUUCGGCACGUGGAGCCAGCGUGGCGUCCAUCUACAUUGUCCGAGAUAUUGACUGA
Messenger RNA from Neurospora tetrasperma FGSC 2508, 270 nucleotides. RefSeq lists its product as uncharacterized. The transcript has 2 exons. The record is from RefSeq and is a predicted model, not a curated record. The coding region runs from base 1 to 270 and encodes 89 amino acids. NCBI's taxonomy places the organism in Eukaryota, Fungi, Ascomycota, Sordariomycetes, Sordariales, Sordariaceae.